Messenger RNA from Symbiodinium sp. CCMP2592, 462 nucleotides. NCBI's taxonomy places the organism in Eukaryota, Dinophyceae, Suessiales, Symbiodiniaceae. The record is from the annotation of a GenBank genome assembly.
AUGGUCCAGUGCUCUGUAUGCAUACAUCUAUUCGCUGAGGUGGGUGGCGUGUCCCUGGCUCGGAGUGCCACCCUACGAUGGCAGGGCAUUAAGCUGCACUGGGACAAUGCCUUCUUGCCCUUGAACAUCACGUUCUUCUGCAUGCCGCCCUUCCUCUUCACCUACCAGCUGGAUCUGGCAUUGGCACCUGCGCAGAUUUGGGGGCUGCAGGUUGGCGGAAAGGCCAACCGCAUUGCGGAGGAAGCGCUGGCAAUUCGAGAAGGGCGCAGGCAUCGAUGGUUCAGCUGCGCGUACUUGCCGGAAGUAGAUGACAGCACGCUCUGGAUUCACAAGCCGGUUUGCUUGCCCGUGGUUUUCGAGCACGCCUACCACCGGGAACGGGCGCUGAGCAAUAAAGCACGGGAAGCCAAAGGGCUUUCUCCAGAGCCCGGCUGGGCAUACUUUCAGCAGAGAUGCGAGUAA